This is a messenger RNA of Dreissena polymorpha, 3164 nucleotides long. RefSeq names its product mucolipin-3-like. The record is from RefSeq and is a predicted model, not a curated record. Gene Ontology annotation, cellular component: lysosomal membrane; plasma membrane. The transcript has 20 exons. NCBI's taxonomy places the organism in Eukaryota, Metazoa, Mollusca, Bivalvia, Myida, Dreissenidae. Gene Ontology annotation, molecular function: NAADP-sensitive calcium-release channel activity. The coding region runs from base 158 to 2371 and encodes 737 amino acids.
UCUUGUCUGUAUUAAAGAUAUGACUAUUAAUUAAAACUACCAAGUUUUGCGCAAAUAAUGUAACACAUAUUGUUUAAUAUAUUGAAAGUUCUCAAACAUAUGGACUACAUGGUUUUUGAAAAUCAGCCGCUUAAGUUUAAUAACUAUAACAACACGGAUGAAGCGGCCUCUAACGGAAAUGCAGAGACUGCAAGAGAACGACGACGAGCAAGACCCUUUGCAUUCUGAGCAAAUGUUUUUGACAUCUCUUCGCGACAUCCCGUUGUUAAACAGCACGAUAUCGUGGGAAGACACACAGGACGCCCUUAAGUCUGACCCACGAUUCACGGCCGCGGGAGACAACGCAGAAAAGUGGUUUAAAAAGUUCAAAGAGGAGCUUCAAAUGUUUAUGACAUUUCUUCGCGACAUCCCGUGGUUAAACAGCACGAUAUCGUGGGAAGUCAUAAAGGACGCCCUUAAGUCUGACCCACGAUUCACGGCCGCGGGAGACAACGCAGAAAAGUGGUUUAAAGUGUUCAAAGAGGAGCUUAUGCGUGAGGACUUUUUUCAAUUACUCCGCGACAUCCCAUGGAUUCACAGCGGGUCAUCGUGGGAAGUCAUAAAAAACGCCAUCAAAGAGGAAAAACGAUACAUGGCCGUGGAAAACGACAAGCUUCCGGCGGAGAAGUGGUUUAACAAGUUCAUAGCGGAUCUUGGGAGUAAACCAUCGGGUUGUUCCACAGGAUACCAGAUGUGGCAUGCAAACGGCGGUAACCAACCCUGGCUAAAGGGACUGCUUCGUACCUUGGUAUUCAGUCCGUUCAAGUGGUAUCGUGGCUCUUGUUGGAUCAGCGUUCCACAUCUUAUUGUAUUCUUCAUUUAUGCUGCCAAACUAGGAUUUUCUACAUAUGCGGUAUUCACGUUUGGAGUAUGCCGUGAUCAACUAAGCGACGCCAUAACACACGGUCAGGGGGUUCUCAAGAACAAUAUGCUGAAAGCUUGGUCUGCAGAAUACGAAACACUUCCUUACCCGCCUUCGAUUGGCCCUUUUGCCGUCUAUACCAUAGAGGAUUUCAUUGAUAGAAUAAACUUUGCAGUCGAAGGGUUCUAUAAUAUUGAAUACCAAGCUACGGGACACUUCCAGAUACUUCCGAACGACCAAAUGCAUAUGCACUUUAGAUACAUCGUUAUUUCUGACUCCAUAAUAGAGAUCAAAUCAACAAGCUUAGUGCCAUUUUACGGUCUGAAAAACGUUACCAUGAAAGGACAUGCAGUCUACGAAUACGAUUUGCUAAAGGAGUUGGAACAUAACAACUUGACGGACGUAUUUUACAGCAUCCUCGAUGUUACUUUGACUGCAGCGUUGCAUUCAUUACGUGUUCUAAGAAACGGGAAAUUCCUUUGUCUACAGACACAGAUACAUAUAGAGUAUAACGAUAAUGACCUCAACGGUGAAGUUGACAUUGAACUGAAGACUACCACGAAAACAGUCUCAUGUCAACGCCUGAAUAUCACAACAAUUGAUUUAGCGUUGUGUGAAAAGAACACUGGCUGGCAGGCCAUCUGUGUCUUUGUAUUGACUUCCCUAACGAUUGCUUUUGAUGUGUUCAGUUUUUUAACUGGACUGUUGCUGUUGGGUGUGUAUCAUAAUAAGACGAACAUUAAGAAUUUCGGUUCUUAUCUUCUGCGUUGGUGGUCCUUAGUGUCUGUUAUCGGAGAUAGCUUCAUUUUCACUGGACAGAGUUUGUUCUACAGUGAAAACAAAGACCAGGUUGAAAAGGAGCUAGGAAUAUUUGACGAAAUUGCGUUCUUCUACGGCAUAGGGUGUUUACUUUGUUGGCUCGGCGCGAUGCGGUAUUUAAAAAUAAACAAGAAUUUCUCGCUUCUGUUUCAUACGAUUUACUAUGCAAAAUCAAGCAUACUGGCAUUCGUAUUAUGCACCGGGACUCUGUUUGUCGGAUACUGGGCCUGUGCAUUUGUGACGUUUGGAGUUUAUCAUCCAAAGUUUGAAACAAAAGCCCUGGACGCCGAAACGCUGUUUGGACUGAUAUAUUCAGACGACAUAUUCGAAACGGUGUCGUCUGUACACUACGAGCUGGCUGGAAGUGAAAUGUUUUUGAAGGCCAGUGUUAUCAUUGUCAUCUACAGUUUCGUUAUCCUGUUCACUCUUCUGGCGCUUAACCUCAUUAUUGCUCUGAUCAACACCUCCUAUUUAACCAUUAAAGAGAUUGACGAUAAAGACAACUUAGAUCUACAACAGAACAGGACAACGGUAUUGAUGUUUGAUUAUUUGAACAGAGAGGCGACUGCAAACGGAGAGAAAAGAAGCGGAAUAUUUAUAUGGCUAUUUUAUCCGCAUAAAUACAAAAAUUUGACAUGCUGCAAAUGUUGAAAAUCGAUAAACGGCAUAUAGGAUCCGGAGCAAAUCAAAAGACGCAAUUAAUUAAACGAAUAUAGAAAUUUACACGUGUCUUUGUUUAAACAUUUUAGAUGAAUACGUAAGUUGACCUUUUUCUUUAAUUGUUUGUAAAAUGAAUAACACUAUGGUUGAUCGUCUUUAUAAUGGAGCAUUAACUUUAUGGAACCUCCUCGGUUGUUUUGAUUACAGCUCUGCCUAUUUCAUGAUACCAAUAUAUUUUCCUCAUAUUCGGGAGAUGAAACCCGUUUGAUAUUAACCUUCCAUAUGAUUGCUUAGCUGAAUUAAAUUUAUGAAAGCAUCUUAUACCUAAUGAGAUCUUGUCCAUUAUUAAUGAUAUGCGCACGCUACUUAAAAUCUCUGCGUUAAAUCUCAUGUAUAACAUUUUGUCUAUAAGAUAUUAUGCUUUGUUAUUGUGUUAUUAGCGCGUUAAAUUACUUUUUGUACUGAAUAUUCCUAUCGUUGCUUAAGAGUCGUAUGUGUGAGAUUGCGAGGAUAAAUUAUGUCAAUCAUUUUUGUGAAUACAUGUAAAAAAACAACUUUUUAUUUUCAUAGUAGGCAUAUAAAUUCGUAUGCUUUGAUACAUAGGAUUUCAUUUUCAUGUGUGUGUAUUUUUGCAUAUUGUAUGUAAGCACUGUACAUUUUUAUGCGAGAAAUGCAUGUCUGUAAUUUGUAAUAAAUGUUUUAAUAAUACUGACUCCGCACACAGAGAAAUUUACAUAUUAAACAGCUACGUGAUUUGAAAUACCAAAUACGUUACUACACUUUU